GAAAAAAAUAGCCCUCGUGUAGGUCUCUCUCUCUCUCUCUCUCUGUCUCGCCCUACCUCCCAGUCGCUGCUUUCUCUUCGUACUAUCUGGUUGAGUUCGGAUCGAUCCGAUGGAGGCGGAGCAUCAGCGGCAGCGGAGGAAGGGGCAGAAGCGGAAGCUGGAGGAGGAUGGCAGCAACGGCGCCGUCGCCGCCGACGCCUCUCCGUCCUCGAUGGAGGUGGAGACGGAGGAGAUCGGAGUCGAGGAGAUCUGCUGCCAUCGCUCGCAUCAAUCGCUCGCCCGCGAGGUCCGGGCCCAGGUCGAGGUCCUGGAGCGAGCUUUCUCAUGGCGCCUCGUAGAUCGAACCGCUGCCAAGCGCGCUACCCACGUCCUCGCCGAGCUCGCUAAAAACGAGGAUGUUGUGAACGCGAUCGUUGAAGGAGGGGCCGUGCCGGCGCUGGUAAAGCAUCUGCAAGAGCCUCCGCCUCUGCUGGUAAGGGAUGUCGGUUCGGGCGGAGGAGAUCGCCCUUUUGAGCACGAGGUCGAGAAGGGGAGCGCGUUUGCUCUCGGUCUGCUUGCCGUCAAGCCUGAACAUCAGCAACUCAUAGUUGAUGCUGGUGCCUUGCCUCUGCUUGUAAAUCUCUUAAAAAGGCAUAAGAAAGGUUCCAACUGCCGAGCAGUUAAUGGUGUUGUUAGGCGAGCAGCUGAUGCAAUUACUAAUCUUGCUCAUGAAAAUAGCAAUAUCAAAACAUACGUCAGGUAUGAAGGUGGGAUUCCACCCCUUGUGCAACUGUUGGAAUCUACAGAUCUGAAGGUACAGAGAGCUGUUGCAGGUGCUUUGCGGACUUUGGCGUUUAAGAAUGACAGUAACAAAAAUCAGAUUGUGGAAUGUAAGGCUCUUCCCACAUUGAUUCUCAUGCUUUGCUCAGAAGAUCCUGCCAUCCAUUAUGAAGCGGUUGGCGUUAUUGGAAAUCUUGUUCAUUCAUCCCCUAACAUAAAGAAAGAAGUUCUCACUGAAGGAGCAUUGCAACCAGUGAUUGGCUUAUUAAGUUCAUGCUGCACUGAGAGCCAAAGGGAAGCAGCCUUGCUGUUGGGGCAGUUUGCUUCAGCUGAUUCAGAAUGCAAGGUGCACAUUGUGCAAAGGGGUGCACUACGACCUCUAAUUGAGAUGCUUCAGUCAUUAGAUUUUCAACUAAAGGAGAUGUCUGCAUUUGCUCUUGGAAGAUUGGCACAGGACUCACACAACCAAGCUGGUAUUGUUUUCAAUGGUGGUUUGGUGCCUUUGCUAAAACUUCUUGACUCAAAAAAUGGAUCUCUGCAGCAUAAUGCUGCAUUUGCUCUUUAUGGAAUUGCAGAGAAUGAGGAUAAUGUUGUCGAUUUUGUCAAAGUAGGAGGUGUUCAGAGACUACAAGACGGUGAAUUCAUUGUCCAGGCAACUAAAGAUUGCAUUGCAAAAACAUUGAAAAGAUUGGAGGAGAAAAUCAAUGGGCGAGUAUUGAGGCAUUUGUUAUAUUUGAUGAGAGUUGGAGAGAAGUCUUUUCAAAGACGUGUAGCACUGGCUCUUGCUCACCUAUGCCCACCUGAAGAACAAAGAAGAAUUUUCAUUGAUAACAAUGGGAUGGAUAUUCUUCUAGAAUUAGUAGGGUCUACUAAUUUAAAGCAGCAGCAGGAUGGUUCAUUUGCUCUUUACAAAAUGGCCAACAAAGCUAAGAUGCUUUCUUCUGUGGAUGCUGCUCCUCCUUCCCCUACCCCUCAGGUUUAUCUUGGUGAGCAAUAUGUGAACAAUUCCACACUGUCAGAUGUUACUUUUCUUGUUGAAGGCAAAUGCUUCUUUGCACAUCGGAUUGCUUUGCUUGCUUCAUCCGAUGCAUUUCGAGCAAUGUUUGAUGGCGGAUAUAGGGUAAUUAAGGAAGCUAGUGAGAAGGAUGCAAGAGACAUUGAGAUUCCCAACAUAAGAUGGGAGAUUUUUGAAUUAAUGAUGAGGUUCAUAUACACAGGAUCAGUCGAGGUUACCAACAUGGUGGCACAAGACCUCCUAAGAGCUGCCGAUCAGUAUCUUCUGGAGGGCCUCAAACGCCUGUGUGAAUAUAGCAUUGCACAGGAUAUUAGCAUCGACAACAUCUCCAGCAUGUAUGAAUUAUCUGAGGCAUUCAACGCAAUGUCCUUGAGGCAAAAUUGUAUCUUGUUUAUUUUGGAGCAAUUCGAUAAACUAAGCAUCGUACCUGGGUAUUGUCAUCUCAUCCAACGAAUCAUCCCUGACAUCCGCAGCUACUUUGAUAAAGCUUUGAAGCCUAAUCCGAGCAUCACUCAAUCCUAACUAUUCUUUCUUGACGCUGUGUAGGGUAACUUGUGCUGAUGGGGACUGUACAGUUUGAGCCUAUUCGCACCAUUGUUUUUUGUUCUUAGGGAGGGUGAGUUUGAGGGAAGAACAUGCUGUCUGCAUCGUCUUUUUUUGUUUGGUAGAAAUGAUUAGGAACGGGAUCCCAGCUAAUUACGCCUCCUGCAAUUUACAAUCAUCUAAUCUAAAAAUGGGCUAACUUGUAUUUUUAGAA
Messenger RNA from Zingiber officinale, 2531 nucleotides. Its product is annotated as ARM REPEAT PROTEIN INTERACTING WITH ABF2. The transcript has 19 exons. Lineage: Eukaryota; Viridiplantae; Streptophyta; Magnoliopsida; Zingiberales; Zingiberaceae. The record is from RefSeq and is a predicted model, not a curated record. The coding region runs from base 110 to 2296 and encodes 728 amino acids. Gene Ontology annotation, molecular function: protein binding.